Myotis daubentonii (Daubenton's bat) is the source of this 2045-nucleotide messenger RNA. RefSeq names its product neurexophilin 4 (gene NXPH4). Gene Ontology annotation, molecular function: signaling receptor binding. The record is from RefSeq and is a predicted model, not a curated record. NCBI's taxonomy places the organism in Eukaryota, Metazoa, Chordata, Mammalia, Chiroptera, Vespertilionidae.
AUACAGUUCCUCAUGUUGUGACCCAACCAUAAAAUUAUUUUCAUUGCUACUUCAUAACUGUAAUGUUGCUACUGUUAUGAAUCAUAAUGUAAAUAUCUGAUAUGCAGGAUGGUCUUAGGUGACCCCUGUGAAAGGGUCGUUCGACCGCCAAAGGGGUCGCGGCCCACAGGUUGAGAACUGCUGCCUUAGAUUGUCAAGUUAAAAAAUGACAAUGCCCAACAAUAGUUGUCUGGUAUGGAUGAAUAAAAAAUAUACCUUUUUUUUUUUUUUACCAGAUUGGCCAAGAAGUAUAAUUUUUGGUGUGCUGGAGAAUUUUAGGAAUUAGCUUAUGGGUGCCAUGAGAUGAAAAAGGUUGAAAAUCGCUGCUCUGAACCAACCAGGCUCCCGGCUGGAGGAGACGGAGUCCCUGUCCCCAUAUUCAAACCCACACUGGCUUGGGCUUUUCCAGCCGCAUCGGAGGUCUGGAAGAACAUGAGGAUUCUCGGUAUCAUCUCAGAUGUAGAAACUGAGGCCUACCUAGACCGUCAGUGCCCAGAUACCGGAGUCCGGGAGGCCGCAGUACAUGGAGCUGCGCCCCGCAGCGGCCGGAGGGGGCGCCCCUGUGCAGCAGCUCCAGGCGCCGAAGUCUUCCGACGGCCUGGGCACCGCCCGCGCCUGGAGCUGGGCCUGGCCCGCUAACCACACCGGGGCCCUGGCCCGGGUGGGGGCGGUGGGGGCGCUGCCCGUGCAGCGCACCAAGAGGAAGCCGUCUAUCAAAGCGGCCCGCGCCAAGAAGAUCUUCGGCUGGGGGGACUUCUACUUCCGGGUGCACACCCUCAAGUUCUCGCUGCUGGUGACGGGCAAGAUCGUCGACCACGUGAACGGGACCUUCAGCGUGUACUUCCGCCACAAUUCCUCCAGCCUGGGCAACCUCAGCGUCAGCAUCGUGCCACCGUCCAAGCGCGUGGAGUUCGGGGGCGUCUGGCUGCCCGGCCCGGCCCCGCACCCUCUGCAGUCGACGCUGGCCUUGGAGGGAGUCCUCCCCGGGCUGGGGCCCCCUUUGGGGUUAGCUGCUGCUGGGGCGGGGCUCGGCGGCAGCCUCGGGGGCGCUCUGGCGGGCCCGCUCGGGGGAGCGCUGGGCGUGCCCGGGGCCAAGGAGUCGCGCGCUUUCAAUUGCCACGUGGAGUACGAGAAGACGAACCGCGCGCGCAAGCACCGCCCGUGCCUGUACGACCCGUCGCAGGUGUGCUUCACCGAGCACACGCAGAGUCAGGCCGCCUGGCUCUGCGCCAAGCCCUUCAAAGUCAUCUGCAUCUUCGUCUCCUUCCUCAGCUUUGACUAUAAACUGGUGCAGAAGGUGUGCCCAGACUACAACUUCCAGAGCGAGCACCCCUACUUCGGAUAGUGCGCCCCGCCCUCGCCCCAGCCCUGAGCUUCCCGCCAGGCCCCAGCCUCCCUAAGUGAGACUCCUCCCCGCGACCCGCAACUCCUGUGGCCCCGUGCACCCUUCCAUUCUGGGGGGCGAGAGGAACAGCCCUCCCGGGGACGCUCAGCUGGCGUGGGUCCCCUUUUCCUGACGGGGAGUGCCUUUGAGGCCCCCCUCAGCUGCACCCCAAAGUGAAGGAACAAGAGCGCAGCCCCAGGAAAGGCGGCCCCAGCGCCCCCCAUGUCCACACUGGGUCCCCUUCACGUCCUGGCGCUGGGCUCACACUCCCUCUGCCCUCAGCUGUAAUAGCGCCUGGCCUGGUCCCCUCAUCCCACCCUGACCUCCUCACCCCCAGGCUCUUGUUGUUCUGCUCCACCCUGUCCCCGUGUAAAGAACUGUAAAGAUGUACUUGUGUAAGCCGCGCCCCCCGCCCCCGCCUGCCCCACGCCGGCUCCUCUUUCUCCAACGCCCCCAGUUCGGGGAGUGGAAGCAGACGCCUGGGCCUCGAUGACUCCUGACUCCGGCCCCUGCCCUCUGCCUGCCUCCUCCCCGGCUCUGCAGCCCUGCUCCACCCGCCCCCUCCCGGCUGCUUCCUCUCGGUGAUAUUUUUUCUACUCCAAAACAAAAUAAAGGGAACAAA